Molecule: messenger RNA, 131 nt
Organism: Dentiscutata heterogama
Lineage: Eukaryota; Fungi; Glomeromycota; Glomeromycetes; Diversisporales; Gigasporaceae
Source: the annotation of a GenBank genome assembly
GCUAUUCGGGUAUUGUUGGCAAUAAAGAGGCUGAUAGAUUAGUAUUAUUAGGUUCAAGGAAAAAAAAAUAUAAAUUAGAGUUUGAGUUUCAACCUGUAAUCAAGAAAGAUUUAAUAAAGAAUUAUUUUUAA